Molecule: messenger RNA, 4310 nt
Organism: Bursaphelenchus okinawaensis
Lineage: Eukaryota; Metazoa; Nematoda; Chromadorea; Rhabditida; Aphelenchoididae
Source: the annotation of a GenBank genome assembly
AUGACGACUAUGUGGCAUAGGGUUCUGCUACUGGCUUUUCUGGCCGGUAUAUGUCAAUGUAAAGGUAUGUUUAUGAUUUUGUUGGUUUUUAGCUAAAAUUGUUUAAAAUAUUUUAUUUGUUUUUUAUUUUUUUAUUCAUGAUCUGUUUUGAUGUUAAUAUCGUGUAAUUUGGUGUUUAAAAAGCCAUUAGGGUUUAUGUUAUACUUGGUGAUAUAAAAUUGUAUAUUUUUCCUCAAAAUGAAGGAUUUUAUGACCUGCUAAUUACUAUUCUGAAAAGUUUUAUUAUUGGUUUAACGUUUUACAGAUCGAAAUGUAGCCGUUCUUCUUGGUUCGGACACUCAGAAUCAUUUCAAACGACUAUUGCUACAUUCGUUGUUGCCGGAAGUUGAUGAAAAUUUGAAUUGUAACUUUUUUAUAUGUUAUAAGUGUUGGUUCUUUAGCUUUUUAACAAGUUUGAUUUGUUUUGAGGCUAGACCAUCUCCUUUUUUUAAAAAAAAACUGAAGACCGUUAAAGUUUAAAAUUGUCAAUUUUUCUAGAAAAAUUCUUUAAGUAUUCAAGGUCAACGGAUACUGUUUUCAAAGAGUUUAAGUCAAUAAGUUUUGUUCUUAAAUAUUUCAUGAUCUAGCUGACAAACUUUUGUCUUUCUUGUUUUAGUUUUGUCAAAAUGACGUGAGUUCGUAUUUUGAACAGAAUUUUUUGGUUGUCCAAAGCCAUUUUUCACUCGUAACACUACUGUUUUCUCUUAAAAGUUUAAAAAUGGUUACAUUUACUUAUGUGAAAACAUAUUAAAGGAUAUCAAUCUUAUAAGACCACACAGAGAGAAACAUAAAAGCAUGUGUAAUAUAUUGAGUAUCAAGUUAUUAUUUCAUCUAAAUUAAUAUAAAAACUAUUAGUAUAACUUUCAAUGCCUAUCUUUUAUGGUUUAAUCUUAAACAUGUCGUUAUAUGUGUAAAUGUUAAUUAAAUUCGUUUGCAGACGAUGACCACAGUUUUGUUGUUUAUCAAAACAAGGAGCUUUUGGACGGGCAGUUGGAGUCGCCUUUCAUCAAACCAAUUUCUAUUGAUUUUAGCCAGAUUACGGUUAUUUUGGCGACAAAGGGAACGGAGCAAAUGAGUUUGGAGGAAUUGCGACUUCUAAAUGAAAUUUUGUAUCAAUUUAACGAUGGCAUCGCACUAAUUAGUCUUGGUAUGUUCUUACUUUAAACCUUUAGGAUACAAGUUAUAACUUUUUAUAUUAUGAUGUUAUUUAAUAGAUUAUAUUGUAAAUUAUUCAUGUUUCAGGAGCUGAAAAUGUGAUGACCCAAACUCUAAUUGAGCAAAGUGUGUUUUGUUGGGCUUCUUCCAGAAUCCGAUCGGAUUUGGAAGUAGGAGAACAUCAUGUUCAACUAUGUAAUGGAAUCAAAGCUUCAGAACUUUCUAUUCUAGAGAGUAAGAUGAUCCCCUUACAUGAACAUGUAGAAGAGAUUGCUCUGCCUUUGAUGCCUCAACGACGCUUCUGGCCUUCUGUAUUCGCAUCUGCUGAACCAGCCGUUAAAUCAAAACAUACCGAUCAACCUAAUGCUAGAAAGGAGAGGAUUUAUGGCAAGGAUAAGAAGAAGAACUCGGCUGAAACAUCGCAAGAAGUUGAGGAGAAGAAGGUCAAGGUGGAGAAGAAAAAUGCAAAAACUGUUAAGAAAGAGACAGUGAAAGCUGAUAAGAAGGCUACACAGAAGAGACAGGUUCAACAAGAAGAGGCGGAAAGUGUUGUUGAAUCUAAAGAUUCUGACAAGAAGUUGGACUGCAAAUACAGAAAGAGCUGUUACGAAGGAAAGCCUGCUCCAACAGAAGAAGAACUACAAAGAAAGUACUCGUCAGCAUCAAAGACAGAAGCAAAACCUGAGCCAAAACCAUCUCAAACUAACAAAAACUUGUCGGAAGACGAUAAGAAACUAGAAUGUAAGUACAGAACAUCGUGCUACAAAGAGAAGGGCAUCAAGUUGAGUGAAUCCAAUGAAAAGAAAGCUCAUCAACAUAUCAUUACAACAAAACAUGCUGAAGUUGUUCACGAUCACGAAGCCGAAACUCUCAAGACGGCGGCCAAAAAAGCGAUAAAAGACGUGGAACGACAAGAACAAUAUGCGAAGGAACACCCAGCUGAUCCCAAUUACGAAUCUCUACUCAAGGACACUAAUCAGAAGCUCAAGUCGAAAGAAGAUUGCAAAUACCGAAAGUCGUGUUAUGCGACCGGGAUAUUGACAGAAGAGACCAUCCGAGGAAUUCAGCAGUCCCAGACGGCCAUUCCUCAAUCUCAUUCUCACGUGGAUGUGAAGGAGCUGAGCGAGGCCGACAAGAAACUCAAAUGUAAAUAUCGCAAGACUUGUUACGAAACCGGCGACAUUGACAUUGACGAUAAACGCUUUGACAGACCACCAGCCUAUAUCCCACCAGAAGAGAAGGUACACGUGAAUGUAGUUGAACUAAGCGAUGACGACAAGAAAUUAAAGUGCAAGUACAGAAAGUCGUGCUACGAAACCGGAGAUCUUGAUCCUGAAACAAUCAAAGCGGAAAAAGUACGACCGGUCGAGGUACAUCGACCAGAAGAAUUUCACAAAUUGGAUGUCGCUGACAAGAAAUUAAAGUGCAAAUACAGAAAGGACUGCUACGAGAGUGGUGUCUUACCUAAUCUGGAUGUAAAUCAUGUUACUCCCACCACCGAAACGCCAACAAUUGCUGCGCCUAAGGGCGAGAGCAGAGAGUUGAAAUGCAAAUACAGGAAAUCGUGUUACGAAAGUGGCCGUCUUGAUGUCGAAAACAAGCCAGAGAGAGUCGUCAUCUACGACGAACCCGUACCCACAUCAAAGGCCGAUUUGAAGUUGCGAUGCAAGUAUCGCCCCACUUGUUAUCAAGAAAUGGCCAAACAGGCUGAGGAGUACGAAAAGUUAGUUCAUACUGGUCACGAUGAGUCUUCUGAAGAACCGGAAGACGAUGAAAACGAGUCGGAUGUUAUUGUUGAGGAGCCAGAAGAUGAUGAUGAGCAAGAUGAAGAAAAGGGAGACGAUGAAGACAAGAAAGACAAUGUUGUAAUAGAAGAGGUGACUGAAGAAGAACAAACAGAAGAGCCAGAAGUUACAGUAAUUCCUGGAGGCUCUAAAAAGUCCAAAAAGUACAACGUGGAGCCAAAGAAAGAGGACGAGAAGGUCGAGGAACGACCAGAACACAUGAAACUAAAGCAAAAGAAACCUCCAGUAGAACCAAAGGUAGAAGAAGAACGACCGGCCAAGAAGGACGUGGAGAGAAUGAGGAAGAAUCCUGACAAGAGAUUCGUUCACAAAUUCAAAAAAGUCGGAAAUUACGAGAAACUUCCAAAGUCAGAAGACGACGAUGAAGUUGAAGAGCCUGUUGAAGACGUCGAGGAGGAUGUUGAGGUUGCUGAUGAGGGUACUGAUGAGGUUGCUGAUGAGGUCGCCGAUGAAGUAGUUGAAGAAGAAGACACUGAGGAAGAGGAAGAAGUCGCUCCAACACCAGCGUUUGUAGCUAUUACUCAUGAAGACGACGAUGAAGAAGAAGAGGCAGAAGCAGAGAAUGUUGAACAAUCUGAAGCAGAAGAUGAAGUAGAAUACGAAGAGAUUGUAAGACCUGAGAACCCACUACCGUGCAAAUACAGAAAGUCAUGUUACCGUACCGGCAUUCUUGACUUGGACCAUGUACCUGUGCAUACUGUAACGCAAAAGUCUUCUGAAAAGGCAGUUGACGUCAAGGAGUUGAAAGAAGCUGACCGAAAAUUGGCUUGCAAAUACCGUAAGCAUUGUUACGAAGAUGGAGUAAUAUCAGAAGAUCAUGCGGCUGCUAAGACUACAGUACAUCAUACUGUAGUUGUUGAUGUGAAGCCAAAGAGUGAAGCUGACCGUAAAUUGGAUUGUAAAUACAGAAAGAGUUGUUACGGUACUUCGGAGGAAACUGAUGAUGACGAAGAAGAUGAACAGCCAGAUGUUGAGGAUGUCCCUACUCCUAAAGUAGUGCCAGUCACAGAAACAAAGCAUGAUGAAGAUGAUGAUGACGACGAUGAAGACGACCAUGUUAAGGCCAACGGAACAGUCGAUCCAAAUUCGAUCCCACGAGAAGCCAGACUUAUGUGUAAGUACCGACACUCUUGCUACGGUAAUGUAGAAGAGGUAGCUAAGAAAGACCCUCAAAUAGCUAUGAAGUUACAUGGUGAAAAGUGUAAUACCUACUGGAAGUCGUGUCGCGAAAAACUCGGACUACCUGUGAUUGAGAGGGCACCAGUCGACAAGGAAGGUCGCAAGUUGUGUCGCAAAAAAAAGGCACAGUAA